AUGUUGCUCAUAUUCGCACUGCUGGCUUCCGUCGUAGCUUCUUUCGCUGCACAAGGCGAGAGUAGCCCACUUCCGCCAGAUGCUAAGAAGGCACUCUAUUAUAUCGCAGUUUGGAACGAAUCUUUGGAGCGUUACGCAUUACAGUGGAUAACUACGCCGAACAUUGUGAAGACUGACGCGACGAUAAAGGAGAAGCAAUGCUUCAAGAAGACAGAUAAAACGUCGUGGUUUGACAAAACGCUGAAGGCCUUUGGAAACCAAAUCAAGGAGAAUAAAGAGGACGUGAGUCUAACCUCAAAUGUUAUUCUGGUCUCAAAUAUUAUUCUAGAUUUUUUCUUUUAA
Messenger RNA from Haemonchus placei, 342 nucleotides. NCBI's taxonomy places the organism in Eukaryota, Metazoa, Nematoda, Chromadorea, Rhabditida, Trichostrongylidae. The record is from the annotation of a GenBank genome assembly.